Solanum stenotomum is the source of this 635-nucleotide messenger RNA. RefSeq names its product elongation factor 1-alpha-like. Lineage: Eukaryota; Viridiplantae; Streptophyta; Magnoliopsida; Solanales; Solanaceae. The transcript has a single exon. The record is from RefSeq and is a predicted model, not a curated record. Bases 16 to 360 code for a protein of 114 amino acids.
GCCCAGGUCAUCAUCAUGAACCAUCCUGGCCAGAUUGGAAAUGGAUAUGCACCAGUGCUCGACUGCCACACUUCCCACAUUGCUGUCAAGUUUGCUGAGAUCUUGACCAAGAUUGACAGGCGUUCAGGUAAGGAACUUGAGAAGGAGCCUAAGUUCUUGAAGAAUGGUGAUGCUGGUAUGGUUAAGAUGAUUCCCACUAAGCCCAUGGUUGUUGAGACCUUUGCUGAAUAUCCACCAUUGGGUCGUUUUGCUGUUCGAGACAUGAGGCAAACUGUUGCUGUUGGUGUUGUCAAGAAUGUUGACAAGAAGGACCCAACUGGUGCCAAGGUCACCAAGGCUGCGCAGAAGAAGGGAAAGUGAACAGUGCAGUGUGAUGCUAGUGUUUCCAAUGCUAUUUAUUUUCAUCAAGUGUGCUAUCUAGACUCUGUUUUGUUUACUUCUGCUAUAGUUUUGUCUUUGAUUUGCUUUUUAGGCGCUUGUUUUCUGCCUUGUAUGUCAUGUAACCAUUCUCAGAACUGGGUACUUGACAGGCGGUGGCAAGCAUGAUUUGGAGCCUGUUUUCAUUCUGUUGAGGUGCCUUGGUUUUCCAUGGUGCCUCAGGAUUUUUGCUUUUGGUGUUGCCUAAGUUAUAUUUU